Protomyces lactucae-debilis is the source of this 822-nucleotide messenger RNA. RefSeq lists its product as uncharacterized. NCBI's taxonomy places the organism in Eukaryota, Fungi, Ascomycota, Taphrinomycetes, Taphrinales, Protomycetaceae. The transcript has a single exon. The coding region runs from base 1 to 822 and encodes 273 amino acids. The record is from RefSeq and is a predicted model, not a curated record.
AUGAACUGGAUGCGCAGGGUCAGUGCAGGCGAUCAAGCAGCAACGACAGGGACCUCCCUCCAUGCCGCCAUUACCAGUACCACGACAACAUUCACGUCUGUCAAACGCACUGCACCCAUCCUGAGCCCCAUUGUGGCGCCUGAUCCACAUCUCUUCAACCGAUCGCACAAUGGUAGCACGGCUAGCAGGAGUCCCGAAUUUGAGAGUGAGGCAGGCACAGACGAGACGUGGUCGCACUUGUCGACCACAGUACAGGAUGAGGCAGAGGCUGACCUGUUUGGCUCACCAGCGAGCCGAGCAUUGCGUCGCUGGACAUUCGAUGGACGUUUUACGAACCCUCAAAAACAACCAGCAACCACCAAGACACCCAUGAUGACUACCAAAGCGGCUCGUCGAGCAGAACGCAUCUCCUCCCUGCCACAUAUCAAAUCUUCCGCUCAAUUAUCAAACAAACAGCAGCAGAGAGAGCAUCGCGCUGGAUGGCGAGAUAUUAGCACAUUGGCGAGUCCUAAUGCUACAUCGCACGCAAUUCGAAUCCCAGAGACGCCGGGCUAUUUGCAACGUACCGACCAGCUUGACCGAGUCGAAGAGGACGCUGUGGGGGCUGAGCUCAAGUCUUGUGAUCAGAGUGAGGAUGGCGGUGAUUUUGUGUUUGACCACUACCCGGAAGAAGAGGAGGAGGUGGAGCACUGGCAGCCAAGACGUCACACAGAGGCAUGUUCAGUACCGCUCCCCUGGACAAACUCCUCGAUGCGUCGUGCAAUGAACGAUGCCCACGCUCACGACCUGUCACACGAAAGCGCUUUUGGCUGGAGACCUUGA